AGAGAGAAGAGAGAGAGAGAGAGAGAGGAUGGUAAUAGUAGUGGAAGAAGUGGCAUCAUCAAAACUGAUUGUCCUGCCAAUUUUGAAGAAGAAACAACAAAAUCGCAUUAAUAAUUCAAGUAGCUGCAAUUUGAGUGCAAGAAAGAGAGAAUUGGUUUGUGUGACAAGUGGGAAUUCUUACUUGGGUUCCCACAUAGUGAAGGAGCUCUUGGCUUAUGGUUACCCAGUUCGUGUCACCAUCCAAAACCAAGUGGAUUUUGAUAACAUGAAGAAGGAGUUUAUAAGAGAUGAAGAAAUAAAUCAACUACAAGGUGUUGUAAUAGCAGAUAUGGAAGACAUAGACAGUCUUUGCGAUGCUUUUAGGGGUUGUCAUGCUAUUUUUCACACCUCCUCAUUUGUAGAUCCACAUGGGGUGUCUGGCUAUUCAGAACAGAUGACAUUUCUUGAGGCUGAAGGGGCAAGGAAUGUCAUUGAAGCUUGUGGUAGAGCAGCAUAUGUAAAGAAAUGUAUCUUCACCUCUUCUCUUCUUGCUUCUAUCUGGAAAGGUGACAAUGUAGACAGGGUUAUUGAUGAGACUUGUUGGAGUGAUGAAGAGUUUUGCCGAGAAAACAAGCUUUGGCUAGCAUUGGGUAAGACGACAGCAGAGAAGGUUGCCUGGAGGAAGUCUAAAGAAAUGAAGGUGGAGCUUGUCACAGUGUGCCCUGGCCUUCUCAUGGCCCCCUUAUUCCCAAAUGUUCACAAGGCAACCUCUAUACCAUACCUCAAAGGUGGCCAGGUCAUGCUACAACGAGGCGUCCUAGCUACCGGAGAUGUUAAAAAGGUGGCAAAGGCACAUGUCAAUGUUUACGAAGCAAUGGAUUAUGGAGCUUGUGAACGAUAUCUCUGCUUUGACAGAGUAGUUCAAAGAUUGGAUGAGGCAAUUGAACUAGAAAAUGGGUUGAAGAUGCAUGGUAAAUUAUCAGGAGGGAGACUAGAAGUCUUGCCAGAAGGAAAUGAAGAAAUACGUAGCAAACUUAGUAACUCAAAGCUUGCUAAAUUGAUAUUACAAUCUUCCCAAAGUUUUUCGUGCAAUCGAUGAUACCCUUUGCAACAUCUCAUGGUAAGAGUCUGAAAAAAAAUUCUCCUUGAGGAAUAAUUCAUUGGAGAUACAUCAAGCUUCACAGCAGGCUACCAAAUUGUGAAAGAAACUGUAAAACUUCCUGUUCUCAUUGAAGAGUGUUGAAAUCUGUGCACAAAUACAACAAUAUUACCAGCAUCAUUUUUUUUUUUCACUUGAUGAAACUGAGAGAUUGUAAUUAGUGCAACAUUACUUGAUUCAAUUUAAUUGGAGAAUUUAAGACGCAACAAGA
Molecule: messenger RNA, 1349 nt
Organism: Quercus lobata
Lineage: Eukaryota; Viridiplantae; Streptophyta; Magnoliopsida; Fagales; Fagaceae
Product: cinnamoyl-CoA reductase-like SNL6
Exons: 5
Coding region: 29-1078 (349 amino acids)
Biological process (GO): steroid biosynthetic process
Molecular function (GO): oxidoreductase activity, acting on the CH-OH group of donors, NAD or NADP as acceptor
Source: RefSeq, a predicted model, not a curated record